Molecule: messenger RNA, 893 nt
Organism: Notolabrus celidotus (New Zealand spotty)
Lineage: Eukaryota; Metazoa; Chordata; Actinopteri; Labriformes; Labridae
Product: dentin sialophosphoprotein-like
Exons: 3
Coding region: 366-893 (175 amino acids)
Source: RefSeq, a predicted model, not a curated record
UCGACUGUUCACCGCGAUAACUCCAGAGUUCUGCUAAUGCGCGCUAAAACGCGCGAAUGCUGAGUUCACGACGACUCGGAACUCUGGAUCUCCCCACUGAAAACUCCAAUUUCUGUCUUCAGAGCGUUCCAGACAUUGACAUUAGACAUUGUUGUGUGAUGUCAGACAUUUGAUUCUCCAAGAAGUCUCUGAAUUUCCUGAGUGGGAGCACCGACAUUUAGUCGGUGCACUUUUUAAAGUAGGAAGUCGGAAAAUCCUGAGUUCCGAGUCGGCUGGAACGCAGCAUAACCUUUUCCUUCGCGCGCAUGACCGUCAGACCGCGGCAUCCAGGGUGAAAGAGUACGACAAACACGUGUUUCAAGCAGAUGGAUGAGUUCGGCGUCUCUUCUCCUCGCAGGACCAGGUUACACACACAGAGGAAAAGAGCGGAAAGAGGAAAUUCAUCUGGAAAACAUGUUGAUAAGACUACAGAGGCCCCAACUGCCAAGGCUGCCAUGGACAUCCUGAGAAAGGAAAGGGACAAGUGGAAAGCACGUGCUGAGUUCCUGGAGGAAAAGCUUUCAGAUGUCACAUCAGAACGUGAUAUUUGCAGGACUCAGCUCUCUGAUGCUUUGGCAAGUCUCAAGAGGGCUCAACAAUCCAGAAGAGAAGACAGUGAUGAUGAAGCGAUGGGGGGAUCUCAGAUGCAGCAUGACAGUGAAGACGACAGUGAGGACGACUCUGAGUCCAGCUCUGAUUUGUCAGAGAGUUCCGAUUCGUCAGAGAGUUCCGAUUCAUCACCGGACAGAAAGAGGAAGAGGAAGGGGAAAGGGAAGAGAAAGAAGAGAAAGAGUAAGGGGGGGGGGGGGGGGGCGAGGAAAAGCAAACAUGGCUCUCGCCAGCGGGGUAUGUGA